GCAAUCCCACUUUGUGGGUGGGGAGCGACUGUAUGUACUAGUGUACCUUCUACAAGCUCGGGGAAUUGGAAUUACUACCUUCAUCUGGUGGACAUUGGCGCAUGCAGCGAGUGCUUGGGUUCCUUGGGGCUGUUGCACAGAAGUGGCGAGCUCGUAACUUCUUGUGUAUAUGAAAGACAACUAGCUCCCAGCCCGCUUAUGAUUCAGUGGAAAGCGACGGAGGAUCUGUGUACCCCUCAAACCCCUCAUCUUCUGGCCAGAUCAUUUUCUAUUCCGGUCUCCAGACAAUAGAAACGCGAUGCCGUUCAAACCUCCGGUGGUACCGAAGUGCCCCAACUGUGAUCGAUCCGUGUAUGCGGCCGAGGAAAAGGUGGCUGGUGGCUAUAAAUGGCACAAGGUCUGCUUCAAAUGCUCAAUGUGCAAUAAGAUGUUGGAUUCCACGAGUUGCUCGGAGCACGAAAAGGAGCUGUUUUGUCGCAUGUGCUACGGAAGACGCUAUGGACCCAAGGGAGUUGGUUUUGGUCAGGGUGCCGGCGCUCUGUCGAUGGACACGGGCGAGAAAUUUGGGAACAAGGAACAUGCGGAGAACAAACCCAAGGAUGCCUCGUUGACCUUGUUCUUCUAGGGAAAAGAGGGAACGAAAAAUUGUCCAUUAUGUUUUGGAAUUAAUUUCAUUCAAGUGUUUUUCGAUUCUUCUUCCAAAGAGAGUAGAUAAUCAUGUUGUGUUCUUGAUGUCCUGUAAAUGAUGAACAGUCAGUUUUGUCUUUAAUCAAACGGUUCUAGCGAAAAUUAUUGAAAAUUCAUUGUGUUCUUAUGUUAAACAAAUUUACUCAUGGAAUAAAUUAAUGUAUCACAAUGGA
Molecule: messenger RNA, 860 nt
Organism: Tigriopus californicus
Lineage: Eukaryota; Metazoa; Arthropoda; Copepoda; Harpacticoida; Harpacticidae
Gene: Mlp60A
Product: muscle LIM protein 1-like
Exons: 3
Coding region: 299-625 (108 amino acids)
Biological process (GO): sarcomere organization; muscle tissue development
Cellular component (GO): Z disc; cytoplasm; nucleus
Molecular function (GO): actinin binding; structural constituent of muscle
Source: RefSeq, a predicted model, not a curated record